Molecule: messenger RNA, 6031 nt
Organism: Pipra filicauda (Wire-tailed manakin)
Lineage: Eukaryota; Metazoa; Chordata; Aves; Passeriformes; Pipridae
Gene: SLC9A5
Product: solute carrier family 9 member A5
Exons: 16
Coding region: 2014-4383 (789 amino acids)
Biological process (GO): regulation of pH; proton transmembrane transport; sodium ion transport
Cellular component (GO): membrane
Molecular function (GO): sodium:proton antiporter activity
Source: RefSeq, a predicted model, not a curated record
UGCUCAAAACCCUGUCCAUCCUGGCCUUGAACACUUCCAUGAUGGAUGACAGCCAGGGCCCCUGUCCCCACAGCAUCCCUGCGGGUCUCUGCAGCCAGCCAGGACAUACCCCCACAGCAUGGGGAAUGCAGAUGGGUUGCUGAAGCAGGGAACAGGGAUCUUGGCAAUGUUCCUGAGCAUGCAGAAAGGGGCUGGACGCCUCGUUCCCUUCUUGAAAACUUCAGAGCUUUGUUCCCGUGGGCGGGAAGCGGUUUCAGAGCCUGCUGCAGGCGCUGAGCGAGCACCAUUCAUCCACCGGCAAAGGCAGCUUGUGUGGGGUGAACGGGGCUCUGCAGCAGCUUGUGUGGUCAUUUAGCAGGAAUUUGGCUUGGAUGAAGCUCAGCCAGCCCUUCUCCAGGCUGUGGGUCUGCUUGGAGGGCUGCAGUGUCCGUAUCACCACGGCCUUGGGGGCUGUGUUGCAGCCUGUGGCGGUGAGUGGAGGUGGCUGGAGCUGAGGGGGGAUGUCCCAGGCUCUGUGGCUGGGAUGCUCAGUGGCAGAGUUAUGGCAGAGGCUCUUUGCUCUGGAGGUGGUUGGUGAUGGAGCUGCAGGUCACACCAUCCCUCACUUGCUCUGCCCUUGCUGACUGCAGCAGUGUUUCCAGUGUGUUAAGGCAGGGGAGCAGUGCCAGGGCUUGCCAGGAUGGCAUGGAUAGGGCUUACUGUGCCAAGGAGCAACUUCUUGGGGUCCUCAGUGAGAGGAGAAGCGGCCCUUAGCCUGCACAUUGAGUGGUGGGCUCAAAGGUGUUGUCUCUAGUUGGGAACCAGAUCUUUGACAUUAAAUUGUCUCCUCUAAUUCAGAGCUCAGCCGUGGUGAAGGAAAGCAAACCACCCAAGAGGUGUUAGGAAAGGAGAAAGGGAGAACAUCAGGAGGCUGUGAUCUCAGCUCCUGGGGUGUCAACAUCUCAGGGACACUGGGACCUGUCUCAGAAAGGAUAGAGCAGCACUGGGACAGGUUCAGAGGAGAAUGACAAGGGCAUAGAGAAACAUGGAAACCUACUGAUGAAGCACUGCUUGUUCCUGGGCUCCUCUCCAAGUCUAUGUCACUGGAGACAGGACCCUGGGCUAGGCAGACCUUAUGGUCUGUGCAUGGGGUUUCCAAAAGAAGGAAGCAGCCAAGUGACCUGGGGUUGAUGCAUGACCACAACACAGCUUUUCCUCUGGAGGGAUGACUUGGCACAAGGAAUGGGCACCUUUAAUCCCGCUAAAGGGCUUUAGAGACUGGGUUUUGGGUUGGCAGCAGGGCUGGGCUUGCAGCCAAGUGGUGGCUCAGAGCCUGCCCCGACGUCCCUUGUACCUGCUGAGUGUGCAAGGACAGGGGUAGCUCUGGAAGUGCCUGGAGGAACCCACUCCCCAGGAGAAGAUUUCUUCUUCUGAUGGCCAAGUCAUGCUGCAGAGCUGGGCUGGAUGUCACAAGUGAUGGCAGAACUCAACAGUGUGGGGGCAAACCUGCUGUGACCCUCGACAGCCUUUCCCCAAGCAGUGCUCUUUUUGGGGCAGCAAAAACACAGCACCCUGUGCUAGGGAGGAGAAAUCCAGAGGGCUGGGGAUUGCCCGCCUGGAAGCUGGACUGAUUUAGGAUUUCACAGAACACCCUGGCCUUGGGGAUAAGGGUGCCUGGAGGAGCAAGUCCCCUGUGCUGGCAUCCUGCUGGCUUGUGCCUGAGCUGCAGGCUCACUGCCAUAUUGCUGAUGGAUGGAUGGAUAUCAGGGCAUCCUCUGCUUGCUUCACAGGAUACAUCCUGUUCCACAGUAGCUUAAGAUUUGGUCCCAACCUCGCACGGAAUAAAAUGAUUAUUCCAAGCAUCUCUAAAGCUGCAGCUCCCGAGUGCCCGUGCUUUUGCAUGCAGUUUUCCACCUGUCGAGGAAGGUGACAUCCAUUGUCCCGGAGAGCUGCCUCCUCAUCCUGCUGGGGCUGGUCCUGGGGGGCAUCGUGUUGGCCGUGGCCAAGAAAGCCGAGUACCAGCUGGAGCCCAACAUGUUCUUCCUCUUCCUUCUGCCCCCCAUCGUCCUAGACUCGGGCUACUUCAUGCCCAGCCGGCUGUUCUUCGACAACAUCGGUGCCAUCCUCACCUACGCGGUGGUGGGCACGCUCUGGAACUCCUUUGCCACCGGCACAGCGCUCUGGGGGCUGCACCGGGCCGGGCUCAUGGAUCCGGGUGUCGAAGCUGGGCUGAUGGAUUUCCUGCUCUUCGGCAGCCUCAUCUCAGCUGUGGACCCUGUGGCAGUGCUGGCUGUCUUUGAAGAGGUCCAUGUGAAUGAGACCCUCUUCAUCAUCGUGUUUGGCGAGUCUCUCCUGAAUGAUGCUGUCACCGUGGUGCUGUACAAGGUCUUCAACUCUUUUGUGGAGCUGGGCCCAGCGCACAUCCACGCCACAGACUACGUGAAGGGGGUAGCCUCCUUUUUCCUGGUGAGCCUGGGGGGCACGGCCGUGGGGCUGCUCUUCGCCUUCCUCCUGGCCCUGAUCACGCGGUUCACCAAGCGCGUGCGCAUCAUCGAGCCGCUCUUCGUCUUCCUCCUGGCCUACGUCGCGUACCUCGCCGCCGAGAUGGUCUCGCUCUCCUCCAUCCUGGCAGUCACCUUCUGUGGGAUCUGCUGCAAGAAGUACGUGGAAGCCAAUAUCUCCCAGAAAUCCCGCACCACGGUCAAAUACACUAUGAAGACACUGGCCAGCAGUUCAGAGACCAUCAUCUUCAUGUUUCUGGGCAUCUCAGCUGUGGACACCUCCAAGUGGGCAUGGGACACAGCACUGGUGCUGGGCACCCUGUUCUUUAUCCUGCUCUUCAGAGCCGUGGGUGUUGUCCUCCAGACCCACGUGCUCAACCGCUUCCGCCUCAUCCCCCUGGACAGGAUCGACCAGGUGGUCAUGUCCUAUGGUGGCCUUCGUGGGGCUGUGGCCUUCGCCCUGGUCAUCCUGCUGGACAGGGAGAAGGUGAAAGCCAAGGACUACUUUGUGGCAACAACCAUCGUGGUGGUGUUCUUCACUGUCAUUGUGCAGGGCCUCACCAUCAAGCCCCUGGUGACGUGGCUGAAGGUGAAGCGCAGUGACCACCACAAGCCCACGCUGAAUGAGGAGCUGCACGAGCACGCCUUUGACCACAUCCUGGCAGCAGUGGAGGACAUCGUGGGGCACCACGGCUACCACUACUGGCGGGACAAGUGGGAACAGUUCGACAAGAAGUACCUGAGCCAGCUCCUGAUGCGGAAAUCUGCCUACAGGCUGCGGGACGAGAUCUGGGAUGUUUACUACAAGCUGAACAUCCGUGAUGCCAUCAGCUUUGCUGAUCAGGGUGGCCACGUGCUCUCGGCUGCCAAGCUGGCGCUGCCCUCCAUGCCCAGCCGCACGUCCAUGUCGGAGUCGUCGGUCACAAACCUCCUGAGGGAGAGCGGGAGCGGCGCGUGCCUGGACCUGCAGGUGAUCGACACGGUGCGGAGCCGCCGGGACAAGGAGGACGCUGCCAUGCACCACGUGCUGCGAGGGAGCCUCUACAAGCCCCGCCGGCGGUACAAGGCCAGCUACAGCCGUCACUUCAUCUCUCCAGAUAAACAAGAGCGCCAAGAUAAAGAAAUCUUCCGGCAGAACAUGAAGAGGCGUCUGGAGACCUUCAAGUCCACAAAGCACAAUGUCUGCUCCUCCAAGAGCAAGGCCAGGCUGAAGGAAAAGGGCAGGAAAAAGAAGAACAUCUCUCUGACCAAAGAGACGCCCAAUGGGAAGACACAGAGAAACAUCCCCUGGCAGGAGGCAGCUCCUGUCCUGGUGAUGGUCAGCUCAGAGGAGGAGGAGAGCGAUAGCUCGGAGACGGAGAGAGAGGAUGAUGAAGGGAUCGUGUUUAUCGCUCGAGCCACCGACGAGGUCUUGCAGGGAAAGACAACUCCUGGCAGCCUGGAUGUCUGCCCCAGCCCCUGCAUCAUCCCACCAUCGCCCACCUUGGCAGAGAAGGAGCUGCCAUGGAAAGGAGACCAGGCUGAUCUGGCUGUUUACGUCUCCUCGGAGACCACCAAAAUCGUGCCAGUGGAUAUGCAGAAGGCUUGGAACCAAAGCAUCUCCUCCCUGGAGAGCAUCGCUUCCCCGCCAGGCACUGAGAGCGGACCUCAGCACAGGAGAUUCGUCUGCCCUGUGCUGGAGGAGGGCAGACCCCAGUCUGCAAGCCACGUGACACCAGAGCAGAGCUCCUGCUUCCAGUUCCCCAGCCACAUCUCCAGGAGUGGCCGGUCGCAGAGUGACAGCAGCCCAGACGGCCCUGAGCAGCAGGAGCUGCAGCCUUUGAUGGCCACAGAGGAGCAGGGCAGGAUGCCACCCACCGUGGAGCCCAGGCGGCUGAUGUUCCACAGAGCGAGCCACCUCUGAGGCACCCUGUGGAUGGGGAAGGGGCUGGGGGCUGCAGACAGGCUGUGACCUGCUGACUGCUCCGCUGUCUUGCGUUGUAAAGCUUGUGUGUGUCUCCAUAAACUCCAGGAGUGGCAGGAGAAGCCAGUACUCCUGGAGCUGCACUCCAGGGCAGGUUUUGCUCAUGCACCUGCUGAUGCAAACCUGGUCGAUAACUUGGCUUUGUGCUGCGACAGCAGGUACCAGCCCUGUCCGCUCAGGGAGGCACAGACCCCAAACCUUAUUCUUCCUCUCUGGUCCCUACACAUCUCAGCAGCCAGGAGGAUAGAGAUGUUCCUCCCAGGGCUGGGAUCCCAACCAGGCUCGAUCCUGUCGUGGCUGUGCUGGCCUGAGGUGUGGAGGUGCUGGCUAAUGGGCUGUGGCUGCUCACAGGUGUAGGAGUAUGAGCUGAUCUUCAGCCUGGCUGUGAGUAGGACACCUCUGGGGACAGGACUGGGAGUGGUGGCCGGUGCAUGAGAGCCCAUCCACACCCAGUGACUGAGCCUUUGACUUCGAGGUGGCCACAGUGCUGGUUCCCCACAGCGUGCGUGGAGCUCAGCCAGGCACCCAGAGGUGGGCUCCUUGCCACGGCAACUCUGUGUUCCUCCAGUUGUGGAGGCACCACAGAGGCAAGGCCACGACCUUCUCAGGACUGGGAGCAGCGCUCCUGGGGUUUGGCUCCACCAGGAGCUGGACUAGUGAACCUGUACGCACAGGGACUCCUCUGGCAGCCAACCUGCUGUGCCAGCCUCACGCCUGUUGUCUGGAUGUGUUCCCAACACCUGUGGUGUUCAGCUUUCUGGCUUUGAUAGGAGGCAGCUGCCCUGCACAGCAUCCUUGGCAUUCAUCCUGCCCACGUCCCAGUCCCUCCAGUUGCCUGGGGCCCAUCAUCUGGGAGGGCUGGCCAUGGUGCAAGGAGUGGAGGCAGCAGCAGGUAUGAAUGUAUAUAAGGAACAGGGGUGAUGGGUGUGAACUGAGUGCACCUUCAAAAGUCUGUCCCCACCACCUGCCUCCCAGCCACCCCUGCUCCCUCCUGAGAGGGUGGUGGGACCUGGUGGCAAUGGUCCACGCAGUGCAUUAUUCCUGGUGUGACCCCAAGGAUCAAGAACUGCUCCCCAAGAACUGCUCAGCACACAAAAGAGCACAAUGGCUGGGCACUGGCAGUGCAGGAGGGUUGGGGAUGCUCCUCUUAGGGAAAAGUGGAGACUUGGACUAUUAAUGCCCCAAAGUGGGUAAAAGCUGCCUGUUCCAGCUCUGUGGUGUGCUGAGAGAGCAGGUACCAAGGGGACACUCGGAUGCAUUGGGUGGGUGAGCCCAAUGUGGGGCAAGUGAGCUGGUGGGACCCCUGCCACUGCUGACAGGGCUCGGCAGAAACCCUUUGGCAGUCCCACCAGAUGAGCAUAAGGUUUUUAAAAGGUUUUUAUAUAGUUUUGCAUUUCAGGUAUGACUUAUUCUGGUUUUGAUUUCUGAUAUUGGGCCAUACUAAAUCUCUAGCUGGGUCAGUGUUUUCUGUAGCCACGGGCACCACAAAUGACUCAAGACUUAAUAUCUUAUUUGCAAGAAUAUUGUUAUAAUGUGAAAAUAUAUGCAGAGUAUUUUGUAAUGUUCAAUAAACGAGUUGGAGCAGACA